UUGCUAUGAUGGAUUGGCGAAACGACGCAGUGAAUUGGCAGUAUUACGCAAUACUUUCCAACCUCCAGUCAACAAACAAUCAGUGCAAAACUUAAAUGUGAAAAUGGAUGUGAUAAUUCCUGAUAGCGAUGAUGAAUCUCAGACGCCAGAUGUGUUCAGUCAUCAGGACAGUCAUUCAUUGAAUGUUGAACCUGGGUCGCCGAUACAAGUGCAAUCAAGAGAUGGAGAUGAAAUGUCUGUGAGUGAUGAGGAUUACAUCCCGGCCGAUGUGAUGCAGGAUGCUAAAGACGCAGAAGUUCGUUUGAUACCAGGAGUGUCCAAGCGUCUUUACGACAAAGUCUACAUUGCCUUCAAGGAUUGGAUGCAGCAGAAAAAAAUAAAGAAAAUUACUGAUUUUGUGCUAUUGGGGUAUUUUCACUGCGUGGCAAGAAAGGCCAAACCCACAACUCUCUGGUCUCGUUUUUCGAUGCUGAAAAAAACACUCUCAACUUAUGAGGCGAUUGACAUCAGUCAAUUCCCCAAAGUACGGAAUUUUCUGGCUGUGAAUUCCAAAGGCUACGAGCCAAAGAAGUCUCAGGUGUUGAAUGAUGAAAAUAUCGACACUUUCAUACGUGAAGCUCCUGACGUAAUUUAUUUGGCAAUUAAGGUUGCCUUGAUUAUUGGGUUUUCUGGAUUGUGUAGGACAGCAGAAUUAUACCAAAUGAAGGUGGAAAAUGUCGUAGAUCGGUCCACAUUCUAUACCUUCACUCUUCCUCGAGAGAUCGUGAAGACUAAUAAAUCUCGAGUUUUUGUUGUGGAUGAGGAAUACUAUCCACUCUUGAAAAGAUACAUUUCUCUUCGACCCAAAGAUUUUGAGAAGAAUAACUUCUUCGUCAAAUAUCAGAAUGGAAGAUGUGUUCGUCAGGUCAUGGGCCAGCACAAAAUGAGUGGUAUUCCAAGGGAGGUCGCUGAGUAUCUGAAUCUUCCUAAUGCUAGUCGUUAUACUGGACAUUGCUAUAGACGUUCGGGGGCAACAGUCCUGGUUGAUUCAGGCGCUGAUACAUUAACAUUAAAGAGAGCGGGUGGCUGGAAGUCUGGUACAAUCGCUGAAGGAUAUGCGGAGGAGUCUGAGGGUCAAAAGAAGAAAGUUGCUGCCCAAAUAAAGAACGCCAUCAAGAAACCAGCAACAACUCCAAGAGAAGCCAACAAAUCACCAUCAUCUCUCUGUAAUCGUAUUCCCCAACCUGUGAUCAACGACAUCUCACCAAUUCCACUUCAUGAUGUCUCACCAGAUCCUGCUCCAAAUCUACAGUUGAAUCAACUUCUACGUUCCCAUCCAAAUAUCAAUCUCAAUUUUUACAAUUGCUCAAAUUUUAAAGUAUUUGAUAAAGAAAAUAAGGAAAAUAAGUGAAUCU
Molecule: messenger RNA, 1394 nt
Organism: Diachasma alloeum
Lineage: Eukaryota; Metazoa; Arthropoda; Insecta; Hymenoptera; Braconidae
Exons: 2
Coding region: 104-1390 (428 amino acids)
Biological process (GO): DNA integration; DNA recombination
Molecular function (GO): DNA binding
Source: RefSeq, a predicted model, not a curated record